AUGUUUGUUGUGUUUCUGCUGUGCAUUGUCUUUCUGGUCUGCUCAAAUAAGGUUCCCGUAGAGAAACUCACAGGCCUGGAGAAUCUUCUCCAGACUACAUCUUUUAAUUACCUUUUUCUCUGUCUCGCAGACUCUGCAACAGCAUGUUAUAAAUGUAAAAAAUAUCAUCUUGGGUUAUGCUAUGACACCAUGAAGAUCUGCAUCCUAAAGCACCAACAGUCCUGUGCUAUUGAGAACCUUUACUUCCUUACGAGAAAAGGGAGAAGUAUGUAUUAUUAUUCCAAACUGUCAUGUAUGACCAACUGUGAGGACAUCAACUUCUUGAGUUUUGAGAAAAGAAGAGAGCUCAUCUGUUGCAGACAUAAUAACUAUUGCAACCUCCCUGAGGGAGUUUAAUUCUAUAUCUCUCCUGGACUUGGGGUCAUUCUUCAACUCACCAUCCCCUAGUCUCUUCCCCCAGACCUGUAUUUUGCUUUCCUCUUCCAACCACUGGUAGAGAGUGAGAGAGAAAGCCAGCUAGUGAGGUCACAAGGAGAGAAUGGAGGGUAGCUGAGUCUCAUUAAUGAUGGAAGACUAAACUAGACUGAAGUUUUGCAAAUCCCUGUUGCUCACAUCUGGCAGUUUGGAUUUCCUUAUGAUGGAAAUAGGGUUGCCACAAAUACAGUUGGGUUUGGAACUGGUUAUUUAUUAUCUCCUAAUAUGGUAAUGCAAAGAAUUGGGUCAAAAUAGUCACAAACUUGUACCAAGAACUCUCUGGCCAUACUUUAUGCUCAUCUAUAUCCACUCCUCUGGUUGGAAUUGAGAUUCUCUUCGGAUUAGCCCUGACACCUUCUGGUGCUCUCCUUUCGGCCAUGGGUUAUAGAGAUAAAAGAAAAAAUAGCUCUGGCUUCCCAAUUUGUGGGCAACGUGAGCCAUAUCUUUCUUUGGUAGGGCUCUUAGAGGAGGGAAAUCUCAGGCAGACAGAAAGCUGGACAGGCAUAAGGAUGAGGCAUCAAAGAAAGGGCAUUUCAGUUUGUGGAAACUAAGAUUUGAGAGACAAUUUGGUGUGGGUGAAAUUGGCUUAAAUGAUCAGGGCCCUGGAUGGCCAGGUGACCAGCUAGCACCAGAUUGGAAAAGGUGAUUUAAUUGGGAAUGGAGACCUUCUGCAAGAAUGGUCAGUCAGUCUCUCCUUAUAAAAAUGAGGUAAGGGGCGCCUGGGUUGCUGAGUCAGUUAAGCAUCUGACUCUUGAUUUGGGUCCCGGAUAAGGACUCGCAGUUUGUGAGUUCUAACCCCGAGUCGGGCUCUGUGCUGACAGCAUGGAUCCUGCUUGGGAUUCUCUCUCUCCCUGUCUCUCUGUCCCUCCCCCGCUCAUUCUCUCUCUCUCUUUCUCUCUCUCUCUCUUUCUCCUUCUCUCUCUCAAAAUAAAUAAUAAAAAAAAGGAUGAGGAAAAAAUUGAGAAAAAUAAAGCAGGUGGCACAGUAGUUGAAGACAAUAGAAAUGAACAGAGAUGCCAUGAGGUAGUGUUGUAGUUACAAAGUGUCCUAUAUAAGAUGCCAUUAUGAGUAAACUGAUGGUAUGAGAUAGCAGAAGUUAAUAGUGGUGGCAAGAGAGGCAGGCAGACAGAGUGAAACAAACAGGCAGAGAGAAAUGGAGUAGGAUUGAUGGUGGAAUGUGACCAAGGUGGUGAAGCUUUCUUGGAUACAGAAUAAUCCUGGCAUUUCUCUCCUUAUAAGGCCUACUGCAGUUCCUGGUCCUGGAUUUCCAUGAGCUUUUUUCUCCUUUAUUAGGCCUUGUAAAAUUCUUUUUUUUUUUUAAAUGUUUAUAAUUAUUUUUGAGACAGAGAGAGACAGAGCAUGAGUGGGGGAGGGGCAGAUCGAGAGGGAGACACAGAAAUUGAAGCAGGCUCCAGGCUCUGAGCUGUCAGCACAAAGCCCGACGUGGGGCUUGAACUCCUCAACUGCAAGAUCAUGAGCUGAGCUGAAGUCGGACGCUCAACCGACUGAGCCACCCAGGCGCCCCAGGCCUUGUAAAAUUCUUAACAAUAAACCAACUACCCCUCUACUUGAGUAGUUUGGUGCAUUCUGUCUGUGUCUGAGAAUAUGAUCCUUUCUGAGGAAUUCUCAGUUGGGAUUUUACAGAGCCAGGAUGAAGCAAGACAUAAAGAGAACCUUUUCAAAAUGGACAGAUUGGAAAAGCCAGUGUAAUGUGGAUAUUUUGAGUUACGGAAAGAACAUAUUUUUAUUCCUAGUUGCACAGGGGCUUGCUCACCUAUGGAAUCAUGGGGAUGGAAGACAUCAGUCUAGGGGGGAAAAGGAGAGAGACCGAGAUCAUUGUUUUGCUUCUGCCUCCCAGCUGCAUUGAGUGUUGGCUUAUGACAACUGAUAGCUAUUUGCUCUGCAGACUUGCCCUCUGCCAAAUAGGAGCUGCUUUGCCAAGAUGUUCAACUCCCAACUUGAGCAUAGACCACAGCCAACAAAUGGCAGACUCCUUGCAUCGAGAUGGGAUGGAGCCUGUGGUGCAAUUUGUGCUGCAGAGCUUUUCCAGGGGAUCUGACCAAAGCCAGUCUCCCAGCUGAGACCAUGUACUUGUUAAUAUUCCGUCCCCCUGCCGACCUCCCUUGCUUCUGUUUUUCCCCCCUCCAAUUGUAAGAAGACCAUAUAUUUUCCACCAUCACUGUGAAUGAUGCUCUAAAACGAGAAGUUGGGUUAGAAACUGAAGUUACAUUCUGGUACCUAUGAGUGACGGUGUGUAUAAGAUAUAAAUGGAUUCAUCCUCAUGAAUGAGGAGAAUCUUUCUUAUUUGGCUUCCUACCUAAAAGUGCUUCAAGCUUGGAUAUUACCUCUUGGUUCACCCCAUCUUCAGAUUUUCUUCUUAGUCCCAUUUUCCAUCUUGAACAAAUGAACACAAUAAGACCUAGGUGAAAAUUUCUUUAUCCACACGGUACCACCCCAACUAUCAAUCCUCCAAUGCACAUGCUCUUUUUUCAUAUAUGCAUGUAGUUGUGCAGGAGUUUUUUCUUCACAUACCUUUUAAAAGACAAUAAUUUGACUACUAAUCUAAGUGUUAACUUGGAGUUGACUGCUAAGUAAUUCAUACAACCUUAUACAUUAGACCAAAAUAAAUGUCACAUGUAUUAAAGAUUUAAAUGCCAUAAACAAAAAACCUGGGGCUCCUGGAUGGCUCAGUCGGUUGAGCAUCUGACUCUUGAUUGUGGCUCAGGUCAUGAUCUCACAGUUGUGGGAUUGAGCCCUGCGUAGGGUCCGUGCUGAGCAUGGAGACUUCUUGGGAUUCUCUCUCCCUCUCUCUCCACCCCUCCUCUCCUC
Messenger RNA from Acinonyx jubatus (cheetah), 3303 nucleotides. It is a transcript of the gene PATE2, whose product is annotated as prostate and testis expressed 2. The transcript has 3 exons. The coding region runs from base 1 to 396 and encodes 131 amino acids. The record is from RefSeq and is a predicted model, not a curated record. NCBI's taxonomy places the organism in Eukaryota, Metazoa, Chordata, Mammalia, Carnivora, Felidae.